AUGGACAUCCCCAUACCUGAUCAAAUUCCUUACCCUGGUGAGGAAGGAGGUCCUAAGUUGGAAGACAUUGUUGCUGCUUUACACUUACCAAGGGCAGAAAUUCACAAGGUUUGGAUUAAUAGAAGAGACUAUUCUGGGAUACCUGUGGAUUUCUUACACGAGAAGGCCAAAAUUUUUGCUAAAGCCUUAAGCAUGGAUGCUUUGGAAAGUGUUCUAACGUUGCUGAUAUAUGGACAAGUUUUGUUUCACUGUUGCGACAAAGUUGUUGAUUGGGCUGCUAUUAAGAUCUUCCUCAGCAAGAAUCCUGUUCCCACUCUACUUGGUGAUUUAUUGCAUUCCAUCAAUGCUAGAGUAUCAAAGAGACAAGGUUGUGUUCUCGGAUGUAUUCCUCUUCUGCACAAGUGGUUUAUUUCGCACUUGCCUCGAUCAAUGAUAAGGAAUGAAGAAGGUUUGACUUGGAUUCAGAGAAUUAUGAAGCUUUCUUAUGAUGAUAUCAUUUGGCAUCAAAAAGAGUUCGAGGGAAUCCAGUUAUUUGAUCGUUGCGGAGAAUUCCAUAAUGUGCCUCUUCUUGGUACCCGAGGGGGAAUCACUUACAAUCCUAUCCUUGCUCGAUAUCAGUUUGGUUUUGCUUUGAAAGAUAGGCCACAUUCCAUAUAUCUUAGUGCGGAAAACUUCGACUACGAUUCCGAUACAACCGGGAAAAAGGGCCGUUUCAUUAAAGCUUGGUACGAGGUAAAAAAGGUGGGUAUAAGAGAUUUGGGAUUAAGAAACUAUACUCCUUCAGACCUCUAUUUUAGAUGGAUUUACGAUCGAGUCGUUGAGUUUGGAAUACCAUAUCCAUCUGACACACCUGUAGUUCCAAGGAUUACUCCUCCAGUCAUUCCUGUAGAGGUGGAGCCUUAUGUACCCGCUCCGGACGAAGACCUUGCUGCCACUGUUGCUUGCUUGAGACAAGAAAAAGCUGAUCUUGAAAAGCGCUUACGUGAGGUUGAGGCUGAAAAAGCAGUGUUAGUGGCUGAUGCCAAAGAGCGAGACGGUAUGCUUGACUAUUUCUCCCGUAAAUGGAAGAUCGAAGAUUUUAUCUCUCCAGAUCAGAUACACUCAUGGGAACAAGAGAUUGAUAGGCUUGUUCAGGAAAGGAACAAAAUGAUCAAAGCUCAUAAGGAAGAGAUCAGGAGUUUGAAAAGGAAGCGCCGACUUGAAGAUUGA
Molecule: messenger RNA, 1209 nt
Organism: Vicia villosa (hairy vetch)
Lineage: Eukaryota; Viridiplantae; Streptophyta; Magnoliopsida; Fabales; Fabaceae
Exons: 1
Coding region: 1-1209 (402 amino acids)
Source: RefSeq, a predicted model, not a curated record